This is a messenger RNA of Durotheca rogersii, 2049 nucleotides long. RefSeq names its product acetyl-CoA synthetase-like protein. The record is from RefSeq and is a predicted model, not a curated record. Gene Ontology annotation, molecular function: long-chain fatty acid-CoA ligase activity. The transcript has 2 exons. Gene Ontology annotation, cellular component: lipid droplet; endoplasmic reticulum; plasma membrane. Bases 1 to 2049 code for a protein of 682 amino acids. Gene Ontology annotation, biological process: long-chain fatty acid metabolic process; long-chain fatty-acyl-CoA metabolic process. NCBI's taxonomy places the organism in Eukaryota, Fungi, Ascomycota, Sordariomycetes, Xylariales, Xylariaceae.
AUGACGACCGAGUGGCGAGAGUCCAAAUUGAAGAACCUGGCCCUUGUGCCCAGGUCCAGCGCGAAGGGCCUGUUCUCCAUCGAGUCGCCCGGGGCGGAGGCCGUCGAGGGAGAGACGAAACCGCGCCGACAUCCCCUGGCCGCGAAUGGGCUCAUCACAAAGCCAUCCGACGACAUCAGCACCGUAUACGAACUAUUACGGGUGAGCGUCGCCAAGUAUGGCAACGCGAAGGUACUCGGUUCUCGACGCCUCGUUCGUACCCACCAAGAGACCACAAAGGUCAAGAAGAUCAUCGACGGCGCCGAGCAGGAGGUCGACAAGAACUGGACCUAUUUCGAACUCGGCCCUUACGAAUACCUCACCUACAACGAAUACGAGCAGCUCGUUCUCAACGUAGGCUCUGGCCUGAGGAAGCUGGGCAUGAACAAGGACGACCGAGUCCACAUAUUCGCCGCCACCAGCGCCCACUGGCUAGCCACCGCGCACGCUGCUGCCUCGCAGUCCAUGCCCAUCGUCACUGCCUACGAUACCCUCGGCGAGGAGGGCUUGCGGCAUUCCAUGGUGGCCACCGGCGCCAAGGCCAUCUUCCUAGAUCCCCAUCUGCUGCCUACGCUAGGCAACGUGCUCAAGGAUGCCACCGAGGUGCGCUACGUCAUCUGGAACAACCAGAACCAGGUCCGGCAGGAGCAUAUCAACAACCUCAAGAGCGCCUACAGCCACGUCACCGUCGUCAGCUUCAAGGAGCUCGAGAAGCUCGGCAAGGAGAACCCCUUCGACCCCGUGCCGCCCACCCCCGAAGACCUCUGCUGCAUCAUGUACACCUCCGGAUCCACCGGCACGCCGAAGGGGGUGCCGCUGAAGCAUAAGAACCUGAUCGCCGCAGUUACCGGCGUCAGCGUUGUCGUCCAGCCGUUCAUCGGACCCGGCGAUGGGUUGUUAACCUACCUCCCCCUCGCUCACAUCCUCGAGCUUGUCUUCGAAAACGCCGCCAUGUACUGGGGUGCCACCAUGGGAUACGGAAAUCCGAAGACCCUAUCGGACACCUCGGUUCGUAACUGCGCCGGUGAUAUUCGCGAAUUCAAACCCUCCAUCCUCGUUGGCGUCCCAGCCGUUUUCGAGUCGAUAAAGAAAGGUAUCACCGCCAAGGUCCACGCUGGUGGGCCAGUCGUCCAGAACAUGUUCUGGGGUGCGCUGGCGUUGAAGAGCCGACUGAUGGCCGCCGGCCUGCCGGGGUCCGGCAUUCUCGAUUCUGUUGUUCUCAAGAAGAUCAAGGAGGCUACGGGCGGCCGUCUCAAACUCUGUAUGAACGGCGGCGGCCCCGUUGCGAGGGACACGCAGCGGUUCAUCUCGAUGGCCAUCGCACCAAUGAUCAUCGGCUACGGUCUUACCGAGACCACGGCUAUGGGGGGGCUUAUGAACCCGCUGGAGUGGUCGUCGGAGACGAUCGGCGCAAUGCCUGGGAGCAUCGAGAUCAAGUUGGUCGACUUCCCAGACGCAGGCUACUACGCGACCAACAAGCCGAAUCCCCAGGGCGAGAUCUGGAUACGAGGUGUCAGUGUUAUGGAGCACUAUUACGGCAACGAGAAGGAAUCCCAGGAGAGCAUAGCCCCGGGUGGUUGGUUCAAGACGGGCGAUAUCGGCGAGUGGGAUUCGCGGGGCCACCUCAAGAUCAUCGACCGCAAGAAGAACCUGGUCAAGACCCUGAACGGCGAGUACAUCGCGUUGGAGAAGCUCGAGUCUAUCUACCGAUCCGCCCAUGUUGUGGCCAACAUCUGCGUGUAUGCCGACCAAUUAAAGGCCAAGCCCAUCGCGAUCAUCGUGCCCUUGGAAGCAACCUUGAAGAAGCUGGCCGAUGAUAACGGAAUACCGGGCUCGAGCCUCGAGGAGCUCGUGCAUAACAAGAAGCUCAACGGCAUUGUGCUGAGAGAGCUGCAGGCUGUCGGACGAGCCGGCGGCCUGUCGGGCAUCGAGAUCAUCGAGGGCGUUGCGCUGUCGGACGAGGAGUGGACGCCGCAAAACGUAAGUUGCCGACCUGUCGAUUACACGUGA